AUGGCUAAAAUGGAUCUCGGAACAAAUAACAAGCUUCUUCCCAUCUUUGGCUUGCUUGUUCAACUUACGCACAGCAAACCGCCCCUCGACAAGUUGAGAACACACUGGCAACUUACGGCACUUGAUUCCGCUUCGGGAGUUUUUAAUGCAGACAUCCUUGCCGCACUGUCGCCCCCAUAUCCGCAUCUGGACCUCAACUUCCGUCCCGAUCAAGCCAAUAUCGUCUCCGUGACCCUGUCUGCGGCAUCAGCCACACCGUUCCCCAUCUUUCCCCCCUUUAGUGCCAUGUUCGACGUCGCAACCUGUCCAGACCAAGUCCCCGUCAACAAGCAGGACACGAGGUUGAUGGGGAGCAUCGGAACGCUAAUAAACCAGCCGGGCUGGCUUGGACGCGAGGACUAG
Molecule: messenger RNA, 402 nt
Organism: Colletotrichum higginsianum IMI 349063
Lineage: Eukaryota; Fungi; Ascomycota; Sordariomycetes; Glomerellales; Glomerellaceae
Exons: 1
Coding region: 1-402 (133 amino acids)
Source: RefSeq, a predicted model, not a curated record